Messenger RNA from Cynoglossus semilaevis (tongue sole), 2570 nucleotides. Its product is annotated as receptor for retinol uptake stra6-like. The coding region runs from base 111 to 2045 and encodes 644 amino acids. Gene Ontology annotation, cellular component: plasma membrane. The transcript has 17 exons. Gene Ontology annotation, biological process: vitamin A import into cell. The record is from RefSeq and is a predicted model, not a curated record. NCBI's taxonomy places the organism in Eukaryota, Metazoa, Chordata, Actinopteri, Pleuronectiformes, Cynoglossidae. Gene Ontology annotation, molecular function: signaling receptor activity; retinol transmembrane transporter activity.
CCAAACUGUUGCUGCAACAACAGCAGCAGCAGCAGCAGCAGCAGCAGAUCAGUGGUGGAGGUUAACCUGACCAAGAGGACGAUCAGGAGUUUCUGACAUUUUAAUUAACAAUGAACCACAGCGAGGUUGAAUUUGAACCUUUUGAUUAUUCCUACUAUGAUUAUCCAGACUGGUAUUCUAACAAUGCCGAACCGACGGAGCCGCCCAGAGAAGUUAUUUUACCCUGUGACCCUAUGGCAGACGACAGGAUCUUCCACAUAUGCAUGGUGUCAACAUCUUUGGCGGUCAUGUUGGCACUGGCACCUCUGACCAGGAAACACCAGCUCUGCCGUGGAUUCACCAGAGGCUCCUCCAGCAUCUUCAGUCCAGCCAACUUCCUGGACCAGACUCAGGAGAAGGGCCUGGUCAUGGCUGUCUUUGGACUGGUCUUUAGCAAACUAGCUACACUGCUGAUUGCUCCCGACCCUCUUCCUUUCUGCAAAGAAACCCCAGCCGAAAUAAAAGAGUACAUGAAAAUACUGGCCAUCUUCUACUACCCUCUCCUGUAUUAUCCCCUGUUGGUCUGUUGGACCCUGCAGCGUCCAGCGGGAUAUGGGUUUGGAUCCCUGCUCUCCUUAAGUCACUUUUGUGUCAUGGUGUGGCAGAAAUUUGACUGUCCAAAAACUCCAGAGAUUUACAAAUACUACGCUCUACUUGCAAGUCUUCCUCAGCUCGUCUGUCUGGCGUUCCUCUGCGGCAGGUUUCUUUUGCUUUUUGUCAAAGGACCAAUGACUGAGGAGGACCUGGACAGCAGCUACUACUCUAAAUACGUGAAGUUACUUCUCAAGAAGAGGUUUUCAGCUGCCAGCUCUGGCUCAACAGACAAACAGUCGCUGAUGAAAACAAUAGUGAAGACAGUUAAAGGUUAUAUUUAUGUCCCUGAACAAGUGUUUCGAUUUCCACUGAAGCUGGCUGUUUCUGCAUUCAUUGCCUUUGUGGCGAUUUAUCAUACGGCCAUGUUGUUGGUCGUUCUGGUGAUCCCCACUCUCCACAUCGUCCGUGCUGGUAUUGAUGAAAACAUUGCCUUUAUGCUGUUGGGCUUUGGGAUUGUUCUAUCAGAUGACAGGAUGGAGGUUGUAAAAAUUGUGACGUUCUAUACGUGGCUGCUGGAAGUGUGUUACCUUUGUGCCAUGACUCUGUCUUGUCUGGUCAGUCUGGUGAUGCUCAUGAGGUCCAUGGUUCUCCACAGGUCAAAUCUGAAAGAAAUAUAUAAGGGAGAUAUUUACAAAGUCUACAACCACCAGAAGACCCUUUCUCCAUCCAAACCUGGUGUGGUCUGCUGGAUGGGUUUGACUGGGUACCAGGCUGCCAUCGUCUGCCUCGGAAUGGUGAUCCAAACCGUGGUGUUUUUCAUCUGCUUCCUGUUUCUUGUGUUUUUGAUCAUCAUCCCCGUUUUCUAUGGCCGUAACAUCAUUGUUUUUCAAAUCGCGAGGAAAUCCUGGCCUGCCUGGGUCACACUCAUACUGGUGACGGUGCUGCAGCAUGUAACUGCUAAGUUUGCUUUUAUCAAAGAUGAAAGAGGAAUGAGAGAUUUGAAGAACAGAGACAGCCUCUUCCUUCUGACCUACUUGCUCUUCCUCGUCAACACUGUGGCUGGACUGAUCGUUGCUAUCUGGAGAGUUGUGAUCACAGCUCUGUACAACAUCCUGCAUCUGGGUCGUAUUGACAUCAGCCUGCUGCACCGCACCUCAGAGACCUACGACCCAGCCUACUAUUACUACAUCCAGUUCUUGAGGGUGGAGGUGAGUCAGAACCACCCUGUGAUUAAGGCCUUCUGCAGCCUGCUGUUGGACAUGAUGGUGGAAGGUGGUGGAGUGGGACAGAAAAUUAGAGACGCAGAGGAAGGGAUUCAGGUGAGCAGACCAACCAGAGCCAGCAGCAGUCGCAGGAUCCGUGCUCGUUGGCAGCUCUUGUACACUCUGGUCAACAACCCCUCCCUGCUGGGCUGCAGGAAGCACUUCCAGUCUCUGCAGAUCUCAGAGCACGUCCAGAACGGAACCUCGUAACAAGGGCAACAAGAGGUCAGCCAUAGAGCCUGAAGAAACCUCCAGAGGUCAAAACAAAACUGAGUAAAAUUCAAAGUAUGUAUUUAGUCUGACUUUGUUCAUGUAGCUGAACACACAGGCCUUGUAUAACCCUAAGUGAUGGGUGUUUGACUUAGUCAAAGUUAAUGGCUUUCUGGAGAAUAAACUCAAUAUACAGUGUAUACACAUGUAUUAAAAUAUACAUUUAUAUCUGUGUUUCUCAACCAUUUUGACACGCAGCAGAUAUUUACCUGAUCAGGGACAGCAGUUGUCUCCAAUCUGUGGCCGUGGUGCUCCAAUGAUGUUUGAAGCAGUCUUUUUUAUGAUCAUCUGUUGCUGUAGUGUUACCAAACCAAACCAUUGUAAUCUGUAGUGACUGAGGAGUGCUUGUCCACAACCUGUUUCCUCUUCUCUGCCGUCUGUGACCACCUCACUGGUGUCAGUGGUGUAGAUGCUGAGGAACUUGAAGUUCUGCUGAUAUCCUUGGUUCCUUCCACACUUUUGGAA